AUGCAGCCAGACGACGUCCUCGGCGACGGAAGCGUGAUGAAGAGCAUGGUUCGAGAGGGCCUUGAUCCGCCCAUAUAUCCCAUCUUCGGCGAUGAGUGUGUGGUGCACUUCAUUGGCACCCUGCCAGAUGGAAGCAUCUUCAAUGACACCAUGAAACGCGACCAGCCAUUCAAGUUCCAGCUUGGGGCAGAGCAUGUUCUGGAAGGCUUCGAUGAAGGGGUGGCCACUAUGCGGAAGGGAGAGCGGGCAAUCUUUCACUUGUUGCCAGACGUUGCUUAUGGAUCCUUCGGCGCACGUGACGAGAAGGGAUGGCAAGUCCCUCCAGACACACCUGUCACUUUCGAUGUCCAGCUGUUAGAUGUCAUCAAGGCCCCUGAGAAUGGUGUGGCAGCAGAGGAUGUGAUUCGCAGAUAUGGGAGAGAAGAUGUUGGAAUUGGCGGCUCCAGUCCUGAUGGGAAGUAUUUGUGGGAGCGCAAGGGAGCGGAGGUUCUGGUGACUGUUCCUGUGGGAGACGAUAUCAAGCCCCGGGACGUGAGCCACGUGUUUCAAGAAAAGUACAUAUUCCUAGCCGUGCAGGGAGAACCUGUACUGGUUGGACAGCCUGGCUGCGAUGUGGAAGCAGAGGAAUGUUACUGGGAAUUGGCUUCAGAUUCGGGUAGAAAACUCCUGUACAUACACCUGCAGAAGAAGGGAUCCCUCUCGGCCAGAUGGCCAGACACGUUGAUCGUACAAGAUGGAAGGUGA
Messenger RNA from Symbiodinium pilosum, 744 nucleotides. NCBI's taxonomy places the organism in Eukaryota, Dinophyceae, Suessiales, Symbiodiniaceae. The record is from the annotation of a GenBank genome assembly.